Molecule: messenger RNA, 2828 nt
Organism: Malania oleifera
Lineage: Eukaryota; Viridiplantae; Streptophyta; Magnoliopsida; Santalales; Ximeniaceae
Product: subtilisin-like protease SBT3
Exons: 1
Coding region: 235-2634 (799 amino acids)
Biological process (GO): proteolysis
Molecular function (GO): serine-type endopeptidase activity
Source: RefSeq, a predicted model, not a curated record
GCAACAUUAAUUGUUUAUCAAAAAAGAUGAAACAAGGUGUUGUACGACUUGGCCACAGAGGCGAUAUUGCACCAAGUCCACAGGACCAAAUUAAAUCAAGCCCAUUCACCCAAAUAAAUAAAUAAAUAAAUAAUUGUAAGUUCAGUUCAACCAAUUGAGAAAGCCGCCACGGACCCCGCCGAGAGAAUUGAUUCCUCUACUUUAUGAUCCAUUCCUACCCACUCAUAAAUCAUAAUGUGGCAUAAAAGGGGUACAUGGUCUUGUUCUUUCAGAUCCACGAAGGAUCAGAAAUUAAUCAGUAUGGGAUUGGCCUUUGCUCAUUGGCUUUCUCCUUUCAUCUUCCUGGCAACCUUAUUCAUCUUGCCAUUUGCUUUGCAUGCCGUCUCUGGGACAGGGACCUCCAGGUCCAUUUACAUCGUCCACAUGGACAAGUCCCUCAUGCCCAAGGCCUUUCCCAGCCACCACCACUGGUACUCCGCCACCAUUGAUUCCAUCAAGGUGGCCGGCACCGCAGCGCCGGCGGCAGGUGCAGAGGCUGACAAGCCUAAUCUUCUCUACACUUACGACAACGCCCUUCAUGGUUUUAGCGCAGUCCUAAGCCCAGAAGAACUGGAAAAUCUCAAGAAGAGUCCGGGAUUCAUCUCAGCUUAUCGCGACGCGGGGAAAAUCCUUCCCGACACGACACACACUCCGGAGUUCCUGUCUCUCAAUCCCGCCACCGGUCUUUGGCCAGCCUCCGACUACGGCAAGGACGUCAUUGUGGGGGUCGUCGACUCGGGGGUGUGGCCCGAGAGCAGGAGCUUCCACGACGCCGGCAUGACCCCGAUUCCGGCGAGGUGGAAGGGCAAAUGCGAAGAUGGAAAGGAGUUCAACUCCUCCAUGUGUAAUUUAAAGCUAAUAGGAGCUAGGUCCUUCAACAAGGGGCUUCUAGCUGAAACUCCCAGCCUUAAUAUCAGCAUGAACUCCGCUAGGGACACCGACGGCCAUGGAACCCACACGGCCUCCACGGUAGCCGGGAACUACGUGGAAGACGUGUCAUACUUUGGCUAUGCGAAGGGAACAGCAAGAGGAGUUUCCCCACGCGCGAAGCUGGCUGCGUACAAGGUCCUUUGGAAGGAGGGAAACUCCGACUCUGAUUUUCUCGCCGGCAUUGAUCAAGCCGUCGCUGACGGCGUCGAUGUGGUCUCCCUCUCCUUAGGCUACAGAUUACCCGUACCUUUGUAUGAGGAUUCAAUUGCCAUAGCUUCCUUCGGAGCCAUGACUAAGGGGGUGCUAGUUGUAUCCUCGGCGGGAAACAGAGGAUCAUCCGGCCUUGGGACCACAUCCAAAGGAAUCCCAUGGGCUCUGAUCGUCGCGGCUGGCUCCGUCGAUCGGGAAUUCGCCGGAACAAUAACUCUGGGAAAUGGAUUAACCGUCGUCGGAUGGACAAUGUUCCCCGCAAAUGUUCCCGUACAGGAAGCGCCGUUGGUGUACAACGCCACACUAUCCGGCUGCAACUCUACCGUCUUGUUAGAUGAAGCCGAUCCCGACGCUGUCAUCAUUUGCGACCAUGAUCAGUUCGUCUCUUCCCAGGUAAAUAUUAUUGCCGGAUCCAGAGUACGAGCAGCAAUAUUCAUCUACGACAUCUCAGAUGACCCCUCAUUUUAUGAAUUGGAUCGAUUUCCAGCUCCAGGAGUCGUGAUUACUCCGAGGGAUGCAGCGGCGGUAAUCCAAUAUGCCAAAAAUGGCUCGAAUCCUACGGUUAGCAUCAAGUUCAAGCAAACACGCUUGGGGACAAAACCUGCGCCCGUCGCCGCCGCCUACUCUUCGAGAGGCCCCGCCCCCGCCUUUCCUGGAAUCUUGAAACCGGACAUAAUGGCUCCGGGGACUCGAAUUCUGGCCGCCUGGAUACCAAACCAAAUUGCAGCCACGAUUGGGCCACAUGCAUAUUUAGAAAGUGAGUACAACAUGCUAUCAGGGACAUCCAUGGCUUGUCCCCACGCGGCGGGCGUGGCUGCGCUCUUAAAAGGGGCUCACCCGGAAUGGAGUCCGGCGGCGAUUCGCUCCGCCAUGAUGACUACAGCAAACCCAUUAGACAACACUUUCAACCCAAUUCAGGACAAUGACUUUAAUUCAAGCCUCGUUUCGCCUCUCGUCAUAGGAGCAGGUCACGUCGACCCAAAUCGAGCUCUUGAUCCAGGUCUAAUAUACGACGCCACUGCACAGGAUUACCUCAAUCUCCUCUGUUCUUCGAACUUUACCAGGGAGCAGAUCAUAACGAUUACCAGAUCGAACAUCAGUAACUGCUCCAACCUUUCAUAUGAUCUCAAUUACCCGUCAUUUAUGGCUUUGUACAAGCUGGGUUCGACCGCAACCCUGGUUAAGAGAUUUCAAAGGACGGUGACUAAUGUGGGAGUCGGAGCGGCGACUUACACGGCCCAGGUGGUGGCCCCGAGUAAUGCCACCGUCACGGUGUCCCCGAAGACUCUGGUUUUCAGCAAGAAGAAUGAGAAGCUGAGUUAUACACUGACUGUGAGGUAUGAGAGUGGAAUGAAUUCGUAUGGGACGAUUGUUUGGGUGGAAAAUGGGGGGGGAAACCACAGAGUGAGGAGCCCUAUUAUGGUGUCAUCGCCCUUUGAUUCCUCCAAUUCCUGAGUGGUUGGAGAACUUGCCAGCUAGCUAGCUGCUGAGAUCCCAACCCGAUCAGCCAUUAUUGCGUGCAGCAUUAAGUUCCUAUGUGUAUUUUUUUAGGGAGAGAGAGAGAGAGAGUAAUACAUUUCUAAAUAACGUAUUAAUAAUUCGACUUCUGUUUGGACUUCCAUAAGCGGAAAAUUGAAAUUUUAAAAUUA